Molecule: messenger RNA, 1225 nt
Organism: Erythranthe guttata (spotted monkey flower)
Lineage: Eukaryota; Viridiplantae; Streptophyta; Magnoliopsida; Lamiales; Phrymaceae
Product: RING-H2 finger protein ATL3
Biological process (GO): protein ubiquitination
Molecular function (GO): transferase activity
Source: RefSeq, a predicted model, not a curated record
CAUUACAAAAAUCUUGUCUUGUCAGAAUUCCAAUAAUAUUUUGGUGGGCUGUUCAAAGAUUGCAUUUUUUUGUUAAUGGAUUAAAAUCCCAUUUGCAGAAUUCAAAGUUUCUUGAACUGGGCUUGUAUAAAAAUCCAGUCUUUAUUGAAAAGUAUUUACUCUGAUCUGAGAGAAAAGAAAAAAAAAUGGAAGACUCGUCGAAGAGCAAUGGAAAACUCGGUGAAACAGGUGUAAUUGAGCUCACUGGUAAAAUAAUGGUGGUUGCAAUCGUCCUCCUCUUCUUCGUAGUAGUCUUCGUCUUCUGCCUCCACCUCUACGCCAAAUGGUUCUGGUACCGCCGAAACGAAACCACCACCACCACAACAACCACCACGCGCCGCCGCCGACGGAGGUUCGAUUUCGCUGCCGGACACCAAGAAACAGCGGUUACAACCACCAAUACCCGCACCGGGUUAGACCCGUCUGUCCUCAAAACCCUACCCGUAAUACAAUUCGACCCGAAACAGUGCAAAGACGGGUUAGAAUGCGCCGUGUGUUUGUGCGAGGUUUCCGAAGGCGAAAAGGCGAGACUUUUACCGAAAUGCAACCAUGGAUUUCAUUUGGAAUGCAUUGACAUGUGGUUUCAAUCACAUUCCACUUGCCCUUUGUGCAGAAACCCUGUAGCCAAUCAGAAUCAAUCAAAUUCUUGCGACGAAUCCACAUUGGAUUCCGAGAGCUCGGAGGCUCCGAAUUUUCCGACGAAUGUUUUGAUUUGGGGCAAUGAGAAUCAAGUCAGCACCUUUAGCCCUUCUGUGGAUGAAAAUAGUCAAGGUGUUAGUGGUAAUGCAGAGCCGUCGAGUUCUUCUUCUUCGAUGGUGAUCGAUAUUUCGAGACAGAUACAUAAUCGAGAAGAAGAGGAAGAACAGAAACUGCAGGCGGGGCCCACGAAACUUAGGUCGUUGAAGCGGCUUUUGAGCGGUGGUAAUAGUAAUAGGAGAGUUAAUCCUUCGAGUCCGAGAAGUAUGGAUCUUGAACAAGGAGGCGGUGGCGGUGGUAGAGGACAAAGUUCGAUUUGAUUCGAUAUUCGAUAUUCGUUUUUCGAUAAAAAAAGAUGUUAUUUAUUGGGUUUUCUUUUCGUUUGUACCGUACGAUGUUCUUUGAUUCUUGAUCAAGAAGAUGCAAUGCCAUGGGGAUUGGAUAUGGUGGUUUUUGUGUAAUUAAUUAAUUACUAGGUUUGCUUCUCUAU